Molecule: messenger RNA, 2367 nt
Organism: Lycium ferocissimum
Lineage: Eukaryota; Viridiplantae; Streptophyta; Magnoliopsida; Solanales; Solanaceae
Product: mitotic spindle checkpoint protein MAD1
Exons: 16
Coding region: 59-2218 (719 amino acids)
Biological process (GO): attachment of mitotic spindle microtubules to kinetochore; mitotic spindle assembly checkpoint signaling
Cellular component (GO): kinetochore; nuclear envelope; mitotic spindle
Source: RefSeq, a predicted model, not a curated record
UAGCUGCUUCUCCGUUACAUGAUCAGACAAGAGAAAGCAAAUAGUGUGUGAAAGAAUAAUGAUAGUGAGAACACCACCAUUGAAGCGAAAAGCGCAACAGGAAGAUGGAAGUAGUCCCAGCUCCGGCGGCAAUAGGCCGCUCGUCAUAUUCGAGGACACACCCUUAUCAUCUCACCAUCACAAUCACCCUCAAUCUUCCGACCAAAUGCUCUGCACUUAUCAAUGCCGCCAAAUGGUGAAAUCAGAGUUUUUUGAUGCCUUAAGCAGUGCAGAAAAGCAAGCUCGUGAUAACCAAUCCAAACUUGAAGCACUAAACAAUGAUUAUCUUAAAGCUGAUGCUGAAAGGAAGAAAUUUCGUGAUCAAUUCCUCAAUGCAGAGCAAGAACUAGCUGCUUCUAAAGGGCGCGAAGAGGCUCUGCAGGACCAGCUAAUGAAGGAGGUCAACGUUUCUCAAGAACGGCUCAGAAAACAAUUGCAGUUGUGCAGUGAACUUGAGAUGAAGUUCCAACACGAGAUGAAUCUUCGUAAAAAAGCUGAGACAUCAGCUGCUGCAGCAGAAGAAAAAGCAAGUCUUUUAGAGAGAAAUCUUAAUAGUGUGUCGGAAAGCAUAGAAAGAGAGAAAAGUCGCCUGCGGAAUGAGCUUGAGCAGCUGAAAAGUGAAUCCAAGUUUUCUAUUACAAAAAUAAGUAAAAAUCUUGAAAGAAUGGAAUUCAGAGCUAACAAUGCUGAGAAAGAGUCAGUUCUGCUGAAGGAGCAGCUGGAAGAACUAAGGAAGAGAUUUGACGAGUGCAUGCAGCAGAAAAUUGAAGCAGAGAAGAAACUGUCAAAUUUCACAUUUCAAGAAGGUUGUUCUAGUGACAACAACAUUUUGGUGAAACAUUUGCAGGAGGAACUUCGGAGCUAUGAGACUGAAGUGCGUGAAGCAAGAAAGAUGAAGUCAUCUCAUGAAAAUAUAGAGUUACUGAAGGAAAAAAUACUUGAGGAAAAAGGCCGGAGAGAGAGGGCAGAGUCGGAGCUGCUAAAACUAGCAGUGCUUCAAGGGGAUAUGGAGAAGUUAGAGAAUGAACUAAAUGCUUGGAAAUCAAUGGUUAAAGACAUUCCUGGUGCAUCAUGUGCUGAUGAUGUGCCUCCCAAGUUUGCGGCUCUGCAGAGAGAAGUGCUUGAUAGCAUGACGAAGGUGGGUGAGAUCCAGGCCCGACUUAAGCAAAUGGAGGUGGCUCUCGACGCUGCUGAGCUUGAGAAAAGGAAAGCAGAGAAUGAGGCUGUACUUGCGAAGGAGAAGGCAGAAUCGUCAAAAUCAGAAAUCAAGAGGAUUGAGUCGAAGCUUGCUUCUGUUAUGGAGGAAAAGGACUGUUUGAAAAAUGUCAUUGAGGACUUCAGGAAGCAAAAGAGUGUUGAAAGUGGUCAUGAACUGGCCAGUGGAGCUGUUCUUCAGGAGCUUGAAGCAUCUCUCGCCAAGAAAGAAAUCUGUAUAAAGGAACUGGAGAGCAGUUUAUCUGAACAGAAAGAAGUUAAUAUUCGUCAGCUCAAUGAAAUAAAGUUUCUCAAUGAGAAACUAAAUAAUGAAGCUAGAAGAAUAAAAUCUGUGGAGAGGGAGGGUGACCGCUUACGUUCUGAGAUAGCUCUCUUGGAGUCCAAGUUAGGGCACGGGGAUUAUUCAUCUGCCAAUACUAAAGUUCUGCGAAUGGUCAACACCCUGGGAGUUGAAAAUGAGGCAAAACAAACAAUAGAGGCUCUUCAGAACGAGUUGCAGAAGACAAAAGAGAAGUUGCUGGCUGUUGAAGAGUUAAAAGAGCAGUCAGCUGAUGCGGGUAUGGUUGAUUCUUAUAUUUCUGGAAAGAUUAUGCAGUUGAAAGAGCAAAUAGCAACAUUAGAAAAGCGUGAGGAGCGAUACAAGACAGUUUUUGCUGAUAGGAUCUCUGUUUUCAGAAGGGCAUGCUGUGAACUUUUUGGCUAUAAGAUUGUGAUGGAUGAUCACCAGCGUCCAGAUGGAAUACCGGUUACAAGGUUUAUGCUUCAAUCAAUUUAUGCUCAAAGUGAUGAUGAAAAGCUUGAAUUUGAAUAUGAAUCAGGGAAUACAAACAUUUUGACGAACAAGUACACCUCUCAGCCUGACAUAUCCCAACAGGUUGAAAUAUUCAUUCGAAGAAUGAAUUCAAUACCUGCCUUCACAGCCAAUUUAACUGUAGAAUCUUUCAACAAGAGAACAUUGUCUUGAUGUAACAACACAUGGCGGUUUCUUCGUUCCCUUUCUCUGGCUGGCGAUAGGAAUUUAGACUGAUGUUCUUUCUGAUUUAUUGGAAAGUGUUAAUGUUGGUGCCAAUUUUGUAACUAAGCUUAAACCGAAUAAGUGCAUCUUCAUGUCUC